Molecule: messenger RNA, 890 nt
Organism: Ixodes scapularis (black-legged tick)
Lineage: Eukaryota; Metazoa; Arthropoda; Arachnida; Ixodida; Ixodidae
Product: BTB/POZ domain-containing protein 6-A-like
Exons: 2
Coding region: 1-858 (285 amino acids)
Biological process (GO): neurogenesis
Cellular component (GO): cytosol
Molecular function (GO): protein binding
Source: RefSeq, a predicted model, not a curated record
AUGUCGUUUCAGAUGGCGAAGCCAUUCACGUUCGGCGUACCAAAGAGAGACGACCUCCGCUUCUUCACGAAGGGCAGGCACACCGACGUUGAGUUCCUGGUGGAGCAUGGCUCCGACCCGCCCAAGAGCUUCAAGGCCCACAAGAUGGUUCUCGCCAUGCGCAACGAGGUCUUCGAAACCAUGUUCUACGGAAAUCUGCCCGAGAAGGACCAAGUUCGGGUCACCGACUUGCAUCCGGAUGGAUUUUCUGCUUUCCUCGAGUACCUCUACAGAAAGGAAGCCAUAUUUGUCAACGUCAAGCAAGCAUUGCACACACGAGCAGCCGCCCAGAAGUACAUGGAGUCUGAGCUCGUGGAAGCAUGUGACAGGUUCAUUCGAAAUUCGAUGCAGUCAACCGACGUGUGUGACGUCUUAGAAUACGCCGCAAAGAACGGCAGCCUCGCAAACUUCAACGACAUUAUCAACGAGCUUCUGGAAAUGAGGGGUCUUCAAGUCCUGGAGUCGAAGGCGUUCAUCGCCGCGUCGAAGGAAACCGUCCUCAGAAUACUGAAGAACCCAGGGCUGCGCGUCAAGGAAUACGACGUUAUCAAGAGUGUCUACGCAUGGGCGAUUGCGCAUUGUGGAACGGAGACUGGCGUACCUUCCAACACCGUCCUCCAAUGGACCAUGAGGCCAUUCCUGCCAGAGCUUAGAUUCCUGACGUUGUCCCGUCUAGAGUUCGUCGAAGGUCCAGCUGCGUGGAACAUCUUGACCGAGUCCGAGGCGUUGGCUGUUCUCAGCAACAUUGUAAAGCAUGGCUCAAAGAAGUGGCCGGUGGGGUUCUGCACUAUCAAGCUAGCCAGGAGCAGGGACCUGUAGCCACACAAUAAUCGACCAACAAGGUUGAAGUU